Hippoglossus stenolepis (Pacific halibut) is the source of this 3802-nucleotide messenger RNA. It is a transcript of the gene camk2d1, whose product is annotated as calcium/calmodulin-dependent protein kinase (CaM kinase) II delta 1. Gene Ontology annotation, biological process: protein phosphorylation. Gene Ontology annotation, cellular component: neuron projection; cytoplasm. The transcript is spliced from 22 exons. Gene Ontology annotation, molecular function: calcium/calmodulin-dependent protein kinase activity; calmodulin binding; ATP binding. Lineage: Eukaryota; Metazoa; Chordata; Actinopteri; Pleuronectiformes; Pleuronectidae. Bases 292 to 2184 code for a protein of 630 amino acids. The record is from RefSeq and is a predicted model, not a curated record.
UGUCGACUGAGCCACAAACAGCGACACACUUCCAGCAGCGAACGGAGUGAGAGCGCAGGAGCCGGGAAGAGCGACAGCGAGUGUUUCCUGCUCCAGGAGCCGCAAAACAAAUAAGAACAACAACACCAAUAAGAAUAAGAAUAAGACUCCAUUAGUUCUUUCUUUUCUUUCACUUACUUUCCUCCGCGGAAGGCGACAAGUGUCCGCGGGGACCCGGAGAAGAAGAAGAAGAAGAAGAAGGGCAGAGGACUUUGAAGCAGCUGAGGCGUUCAGGCUCCGCUCACCUCCGACAUGGCUUCAACCACCUGCACCAGGUUCACGGACGAGUAUCAGCUGUACGAGGAGCUGGGGAAGGGCGCUUUCUCAGUCGUGAGGAGGUGCAUGAAGAUUUCUACGGGGCAGGAAUACGCCGCCAAAAUAAUCAAUACCAAGAAGCUCUCUGCCAGGGAUCACCAGAAGCUGGAGCGAGAGGCCCGCAUCUGCCGUCUGCUCAAGCAUCCCAACAUCGUGCGGCUCCAUGAAAGCAUAUCAGAGGAAGGAUUCCACUAUCUGGUCUUUGACUUAGUCACCGGCGGCGAGUUGUUUGAAGACAUUGUUGCCAGGGAGUACUACAGCGAAGCCGAUGCCAGUCAUUGCAUUCAGCAGAUCCUAGAGGCUGUGCUCCACUGCCACCAGAUGGGAGUGGUCCACCGCGACCUCAAGCCUGAGAACUUGCUCCUCGCCAGCAAGUUGAAGGGGGCGGCGGUUAAACUGGCAGACUUUGGCCUGGCCAUCGAGGUGCAGGGAGACCAGCAGGCAUGGUUCGGUUUUGCCGGGACACCAGGGUACCUGUCUCCAGAGGUGCUGAGGAAAGAUCCCUACGGCAAGCCGGUGGACAUGUGGGCCUGUGGUGUGAUUCUCUACAUCCUCCUGGUGGGAUAUCCACCUUUCUGGGAUGAGGACCAGCACAGACUCUACCAGCAGAUAAAAGCUGGAGCCUAUGAUUUCCCAUCACCCGAGUGGGACACGGUGACUCCAGAGGCCAAAGACCUGAUCAACAAGAUGCUGACCAUUAAUCCAGCCAAGAGAGUCACUGCCACAGACGCACUCAAACACCCCUGGAUCUGCCAACGCUCCACUGUGGCGUCUAUGAUGCACAGACAGGAGACUGUGGAGUGCCUGAAGAAAUUCAACGCCAGGAGGAAACUCAAGGGUGCCAUCCUGACCACCAUGCUUGCCACUCGCAACUUCUCAGUAGCCAAGAGCCUGCUGAACAAAAAGACGGACGGUGUCAAAAUCAACAACAAGGCCAAUGUGGUCACCAGCCCCAAAGAGCCUGUCCCCACUCCUUCUCUGGAGCCUCAAACCACUGUAAUCCACAACCCAGCUGACGGAAACAAGGAGUCCAGCGAGAGCGCCAACACCACCAUCGAGGACGAGGACGUGAGAGCACACUCUCCAUCCUCCCGUCCCCCCAUCUACCACCUGAAGCAUUUAGACCACUCCUCAUCUCACUCCCAUUCCUCCUCUUCUUCCUCCUCCUCUUCCUCCUUCUCCUCCUCCUCUUGCUGGUACUCUCCUAGCGUUUGGCCCAGUGGUCAGGAGUUCGUCCAGUACAUCCUGUUGGCACUGGUGGCUGCCUACCUGCUCCUCUUCUUCAUAUUUUCCUUCCUGGUCUUUUUCUCUGACCAACCUACCAUAUGCUACUGUGGCCCCCAUCAGACCCCCACACAGGGGCCCGGCCCCCAACAUGGGCUGCCCCUGCCCACCAAAUCCCAGUCUUACCUACUUAGCAUGAAAGCUCGGAAGCAGGAGAUCAUUAAAGUCACCGAGCAGCUGAUUGAGGCCAUCAACAACGGAGACUUUGAGGCCUACACGAAGAUUUGUGAUCCCGGCCUCACGUCCUUUGAGCCUGAGGCCCUGGGAAACUUGGUGGAGGGCACCGACUUCCACCGCUUCUACUUUGAGAACGCUCUGUCUAAGGGGAAGCAGCCAAUCCACACCAUCCUGCUCAAUCCCCACGUCCACCUGAUCGGGGACGAGGCCGCCUGCAUCGCCUACAUCCGCCUCACCCAGUACAUCGACGGCGGCGGCAUGCCUCGCACCAUGCAGUCGGAGGAGACCCGCAUCUGGCACCGCCGCGACAGCAAGUGGCAGAACAUCCACUUCCACCGCUCCGGCUCGCCCACCGUGCCCACCAAUUGAGUUGAAGAUCUGCGACGACAAACGCCCUCCAGCCUACUGCAGUCAGCUGACGAGACCCCGCCUACCAAGAAUCCAUCGAAUCCCUCAGCCAAUCCCUGCCCAUAACAGCUAGAGCUCAGCCCUCUCAGUGUGUUGUUUACAUAUUGUCGCUGCUGGACUGAAGAUUAUUGUACGCGUUGGGGGGGGGGGGCAAAUUGAGGGAGAAAUCGUUAACGAUAUCAUUUUGUUGUGAGUGCGUGGUGGUGUUCAUUUCCGGAUCUUUCCAUCCACAACAUGUUUUAAUACGCUGAGUUUUUCUUGUUGUUUUUUUUAGAUCAGUACGUUUUUAAAUAGAAGUGAUUUUCAGAGGCGCCAGUUGAUUCGUUUUUAAGAGGCUGGUCACACAUGUGAAACUUCCAGUUAUCAUUGUAGUGAGAGUUUGUCAUUUGAAUAUUGCACAUAUUGAGGACUCAUGAGCUAUUGUGAUGUUUUCGCCUUUCGGCACAAAGACCAAUAUAUCACAUAUCUGCUUUUUACUCGUGCAUCUUUUCAGAAUUGCCAUCUGCUAUAGCUCAGACACACGCUUGCUUUGUUUUGGUGAUGUAUAGGUUUCGGUAAUUGAUGUAAGUUGCUCUCUCUCUAUCUUUUGUAGUAUCCAUCUGCAUUAAGAAUGCUUACUAGGAACCUAACUACAUGUUUAAAAAGGAAAAUCAUUUGGAACGUGUUGUUUUAUUUUGUGCGUCUGGAGCUCCGUCGCACGGCAGCAUGUGGGAAGAGUCUCUCGUGAUAGAAUGUAAACUAAACUAGAGAUGCGUAUACUUCUUAAGGGCCAUUCUGUAACUCUUUGCCAGUUAAAUCGUAUUUUCAUACAGUGCAGAGCAAAUUAUGUGAAUUUUAUCCGUUUUUCUAUUUGGUUUUGUUUACUUUUUAUAUUGUGAUUCUGGUGAUCCCUCCACUUGUCAUUGUUGUUAUUGCAUUUCUUUAAGUACCCUAAUUGAUGUUAUUCCUUUAUUUCACCUGGAAUGUUUGCUCAAUAUGUUCAUGCCAAUGUUUUACAGCGCCACAUUUUACACUGGACAGGACUGAAGUAGAAUCACGAUGUUCAAACUCGUUCAGGAAGCAACUUCCUGUGGAUUUUUGCAGUUAGCAAUUGGAUUUUUGGUCGAAGUUACCAAUCAACAUUCUCUUUUAGUCAUUGAUAUGUGUCUAUAAUUAUGUUAUCAUAGUGUCACUGUUGGGGAUUGUAGGCUUCACUUACAGGUUUAUGUUUAAACACUUAAAUUGAGGUUUUUAAUGUGGAUAUAAUGAACCAGGGAAUUUAAUUUCAAAUUGAGGGAAAGGAAACAGUCACAUUUUUACAUGGAGUCACACGGUUCACUGAGGAUUUGGGUUCAGCAUAUUUCUUUUUUAUGUUUUUGCUUAUAGGCAUACAAGUAAUGACAUCACUGAAUUGUUUAGAAAAUUCAUACCAUUCUACUGUGUGAUCACAUGUUCCACAAACACCACAAUUGUUUUUCUAUCAUCCUAAGAUGCAUUGAAAUUCCCAAUGGGACACUGGUAUAUAAUGUUGCAAUGAUGGGACAAACCUAAUGUAUGUUUAAGAUAUAUCAAAUAAAUUGUGUGAUUUCUGCCAAAUGAA